AUGAAGACGAGGACAAUCGAUACGGCGACGACGGUCAUUGUGCAGCGGACACCGCCGUCGAGACGGCCGGCACAGCCGGCGACGAUGCUGUCCGCCGUCACCGCCGCGUUCAGACCGCUGCCGCUUAUACUGCAGGCGUUGGUGCUGCUCGACGUCGGCGCCGUGUCCGCGUCCAUAUGCAAAUCGAAUUUGUGCACCCGCGAACAGUACUGCUGCGGCGACGGACAGUGCUGCGACAACGUGUACAGCCUCUGGUACUUGUGGUAAGUGCGAGCUCCUGUCCACGCGGCCGGUAUAGGCUUCCCGCGGGGGGCCGGUCGGGCAGUAACUCCGAUACGGUUCCGACUGCGACACUGAAAUCGGCGUCUCUAAAUCCCGAAUACUUAUACUCGUUUCGAAGUGUCUUGCCCGUCCCCGUCGCUUUUUAAUAAUACUAUUAGGUCAGGUAGGGUAAGUGUGUAAUAGGGGUAAUUGUAAAUAAGGCUGGUAUACUGAUAAUAUAAAUAAAUUAUAACCGUUGUUAGCAUUAUUUAAUAUAUUUUCACAAAAAGUUGGCCGAAAAAAAGUGAAAAAUAUUCAUUUUCAUUUGCCCCAUACACAAUACGACUUUAUCGCUUGAGUUUGUUCAUUUACAUUUCCUCCAAAAAUCAACAGUUAAUUGCAAAUGUCCGGGGUAAAUGUAAAUUGCAAAUUGUUUAGGUUCGGACUUUGAAAUCCGUCAAAAUUGCAUUGAAAAUAUAUUUAUUACAUCCACUAACAGUGAUAAAAUUCAUGUGUAAGUAAACAGUCAACAACAAAAAUUAAAAAAUGCAUAGUUAAAACCGUUUACGGUUACCCCGCCUAUUAGGGAAUACAUUACGUAUAAGUAUUCGGCGAAUCGCAUAAAAAUCACCAAUUACAACAAUAAACGAUAUUUUGUUAUAACGAUAUAUUGUAGAAUACAGCGAAAUUUAUAAACUGUUUAGUCUUCUUUCCGCGUCAAAAACAAUAAUAUUAUUGGAUCGCAAUCAAUGACAGCAGUACAAAGAAGCCGCCACGGUGGCAUUUGACGUAUCCUCGUAUGUGUCGUAAGCGUAAAAAAUUUGUUCACGUAAAACGAAAAGGCUUUUAAAAAAUCCAAAUAGACAAAACGCGCGUCACGUGUUUUUUGUUUUUUUUUUUUUCUGUUUCUAAUAACAAUUGUUUUUAAUUAUUAAUUCAAAACGACGGCCGUCUUCAAUAUGACGUCAUCUACAAAUUCGGCUGCGUGUUGUUUUUCUUUGUAACCGAAUUCAAAACACUUGCCGUGCGAUACGCGCGAACACGUCGACUAUACCCCCCGUAACGAAAACUAUCGUAACUCGCGGGUGUUUUUAUUUUUCAAUCCGUUUUCAACGGUCGACGAAAAUAAUUGACCGGAAUUACUAAUUAAUUGAUUUAAAUAUCACUUUCUGAAAUUUAGAACAAUACCGAUAUUAUUAACGGUCCCCUUCUGUGCGCCGGGUUUUGAAAAUAUCACGGGGUUUCGCUGUUCUAUAAACACGUGUACAGGUUUACCUAAAUCUCAUCAAAUAUUAUUUAUUUAUAAUUUCCUUAAAUUGUUCGUUAAACAAUAAUUACUGAAAUAUGGUUAUUUGUUGUUUUAAAUGUAUAAGAUUUCAAUAGUAUUUGUCAUCGUUUUACAAUUUACACUCUUUCUCUGCUAUUAAUAUCAAAUAAAAAAAAUCAUCUUUCUCAAUUAAUUUUUUAUAAAUAAAAUUAGUAUUUUGAGAAUGUACAUUACAAAUAUUGAUUUUUUUUUUUCUUAUAAUAUGAGAACCGUGGGAGGAGGCUAAACUCCGCCUUAUCAAGCUCAUGGGAGGCUGCGGCCCCAGAACCUUCCUGUACACGGCACCUCUGUUAGUUUCUUAUCGCAUGACGCAGCAUUGAAGGAUCGCGGUUAUGCUGAAAUUCGAUAAAUUAGAUGGUCCCUCCACCUUGAUAAAAAUUAACUAAAGUAGUGCAGAUAUUAUUAGAAAAUCGCGAAUUGAUUUUUAAAAUUUGUAAAUCAAGUGCAAAGUUGCAAAUUAAUAAUUAGAUUUGGGGGGCUACCUUCAUGGAGCCCAUUCCCCUUUUCUUUAAUCGAUCCACUAUUAAUGCACUGUUUUAUUUUUUGAGGGGGGGAUGUCCUCUUUUCAGUCUGUUCCCGUAUAGGCCCUAUAGGCAUGGACCUGCAGGGUUGUGACAGUUUUCGUUACCUGAGUCAACACGUCUGCUAUACGUAUGAAUAAUUGUCUGUAAAAAAAAACCGGAGACGACAAAAAUACGAGACUGUGGUGGACUACGGUUUAUAAAACGAAAAAUAAGAAAUGUUCGUGAAAUUCGAGUCGAACGACAGAUUCAUAUUAUAACUAUUGCAUUACGGAUAAAAGAUGAACUUCGUUUUGUCAGAGAUAGAUGAAAACUCGUUACCAGUAAAGCGCAAUGAACUCGGAAAUCGAAAAUUAUGCAUCUUCUUAAGAGGACGUUACACAUGCCUUUUUUUUGUUUCUGCCUUACAAACACAAAUAACAUGCUUACGUAAACUAGACACAAAACUUGCGUAAUUUUGGUUUUAGAGUAAAAGCAUCUAUUAUAAAAUCAAUAGAGAACAAUAUUCCGGAGGGACGCAAGACGUUGCGUGUUUUCGAAAAAGUUUUAGCGAAUUAAAAAAUCGUUGAAAAAGUCGUUAUUUAUGCGCGUCUAAUUGGCGUAUUCGGAGAACAUGGUGGAACAAGUGCAACGGUUUUGCCCUCCGGAAUAUCGUUCACUUUUGACUUUAAAAAAGGCGUGUUUUUACUCUAAAACCAAAAUUAAACAGAGUCCUGUGUAAUCUGCGUGAGCAUGUUUCAACAAUAUAUAUCGCGCGUUUGCGAGACGGAACGACAGAAUGCAUAAUGUGUACCACCGAUUUUUACCGGAUUUUUUUUUUUUUAUUUAUUAUUUUACGGUUUUUGUUUGCGUAAUCGAAUAUCUACAAUAAGUCAUGCCGCGAGUACCCAUUUCACUUUCCGGCGGUUUAAAACCGAUCGUGAAUGUUAUUACCCCCCGUUAUGAACGCCGUUUAAAACAAGGCUCGUUAACCGUAGGUAAAUGUCAACAACACAAUAUUUCGUCAUUAUAACGAUGGUAAUAUUUUUAUUGUUAACGGUUCGUGUAAUAUCGUAGCGGAGGUGUAGCCGUCAUGCUGUUCGUCGUCGGAUCGUUUUGCCCGGUGAUCAGACAGUGCUGCUGUCCCCGUACCACGGUGAUGGUCAAGUACGUCCCGGUGCCCACGUCCCCGACGAAAUUUGUAAGUGCAUAUUAUUUAUUAUAUUAUACAAGUCUUUUAUAUGUAUUAUCGUUGUAAUUCAAAGGCACGAAAAGCCCCGAUAAGUCACGUAAAACGUAUUACAAGCGACGCGUAACGUGAUUAAGAUACGCGCGAGGGACGCGGAUACGUGACAUAAUAAUAUUACAACGUUAGCGGAAAAAAAAAAAAUUGAAAAAAAAACCGAAUUGCUUGCAAAUCUAAAAAAACGUUUAAAACGACAGCGCGCGGUGUCGUCGUUACAGGGACGUCUCCAGACCUUGACUAUGGAGAGGGGGAGGGGCGAAAUAAUUAAAUUUAAUAUUAAUGAUUGAUAAGAAAAAAAGAUUGACAUACUUCGCGCGAUGGGUGGACCACUGUUGUAGAUAAGAAGUUAUGAAAGAUAGGAUAUAGAGGGAAAGUUAACGUAUAUCUUUAAGCGAAAAUUAAUCAUUGCUCACGAAAAACGAUUCUGAGCCGAGCGCGGUCAAUAGUAUUGCUUUUUUAAAAAUUUGUAUAGACCUGCAGCAAUUAGAUUUGUUCCACAUAAUUUUUUACUAAAACAAAUUUCGUCAAAAUUUGAUAUUGAAAUUCUUUUAAAAAAAAUAUACUACAUUAAAUUUAAUUUGUUUUAUUUUAACCACAAAGUGCGACUUAUAAUUAACUUCCUAUUCAUUUUUCAAGUAUUUCUGUUUUGUAUAACAAUAUUAUCCACAAAUUACCUACCAAAUAAAAAUUACUCACAAAAUUAAAGUAUAUACAAAAAGUUUAAGUAUGGCUCAAAUGUGUUUACAGUUUUACCACGUAAAACAGGCAAAUAAGUUUUUUGCCUAAAUUUCAAAUCUCUACGUAUAUUUUUAACUGAAUUACAAAAAAUAACACUAUAUUGAAAAUAAUAAAAACCAUGAUUUUCGUAAAUUUCCCGUUUUUCCAAUGUAAGUCUACUUCUUUCGGGGGUAGGGGCGAUCACCCCAUCACAACUCUUCCACAGGGACGAGCCUGUCGUCGUAUGCUUUUUACCGGGCGAUUUAAAUUUGUUAUUUUUUCCCAUCCCACCCGUAGGAUCUUAACUUUUUCCCCGAAUCGCAAACCUCCUCUUUUCAAUAUAUAUAUAUAUAGCCACGGACCCACCCCUCAUAAAAAAACAGCAAUUUUUUUAUUCCGACGACAAUAUUAAGACUCGUAGAGUAAUCAAUCGUUAUAGUUUUCGAAUUUUGGUUUGAAUUUCGGUGUGACGUCUAUACACAUACUAUCGUUUUGGUUACACGUUAAUAUGACCAGACGCAUACAUCAUUUUCGACGUCCAAUCGUCAUUUCGUUGCGAUUGCAGAUCAUUUUCCUGGCACCCCUACUUUCGAAAUUUGGAAUCCAAACCGCCAUUGUAAAUCAACUGUACGUCGAGAACGGGGAUAGAACAAACGAAGAAGGUUUCGGAACAAACAAGAGCAAACGAAGAACAAUCGAAAGGCCCCGUUUCGGUUCCGAAAUUCAAAAAUGGGGGUGCCAGGGAAAUGGACUUUGCGAUUGCGACUGAUGACGGAAAUCCAAACUUAUAAUUUGUUCGGUUUACUCUCGAAAAACUCGCAGGCCUUCCACGGACCGCCGUGUAACCACAACUGCAGACCUCCUAUACGGGUCGAAUCCCCGGGCUGAUGGUUAUCCGAUUAUAUAACGAUAAAAAUAAUUCUAAGCGAAAUUUGAUUGAUAGUGUUCUUUUGUCAACAUUAUGUAUAUCAUAUUUUGGUAAAAUAAUUUUACAUGCAUCCAACAUUUUCUUUUAUAAUUUUUGUUUAAUAUCAUUUCUUCUGUUUUCCCCCAUCUAUUGGGAAAACUCCUUAGAAAAACAAAAAAUGACCUCCCUAAAGUACAUCUCUAGUCAGAUUUCCUUUUAGAAAAUGUUCAAUUAUUGAAAAUCGGAGCAAAAUUUCUGGAAGAAAAGCGUUAUCCACAGAAAAAUAUUAAACAUCAUUGUAAAACCAUAAGCUACUUCGCUUCACUGAAAAUCUAAAAAAAAGUCUGAUAAAUUUCACGAAUCACGCAAUCAAAUUAACCCGCACAUCCAUAACAUACACGAAACGCAAUAUUUAUCGUUACAUAUACAGUAUGGCCAGAAUUCGGCCAUUACGCCGCGGUGGGUAGCGGGAAGGGUCUCUGGGGGCUUAAGUCCCUCUCCAAGUGCACCGUGUUCUUCCUAUAGAUUUAUCUGCGACAUGAUAUUUUAAACACAUUAAUAAUAAUAAUAAGAACAACGACAGUAGGUUAAAUUGUGCUCGGAAUAUAUAUUGCCUAUAUAAUUAUUUUACCAUUAUAUUAUUAUAUACAUACAUCUUGUUGACAAAUUAACACUAACAAUCGCAUUGUUUUUUCGUUAGCAGUGAUUUAUAGUUGCUAUACACUAAAUUUGCCCUCUAUUACCUUUCUAACUCCUCACCUAUAACAGUGGCUUCACCAGUUCCCAUUCUCCUAGGACAGCUUUUUCAACAUACAUUUUAAUUUUAGGGCUCCUUCUGUACAUUCUCGACCCCUUUCUAUGUCCCUUUUCACCGCACCAAUGACGGUCGAAACCGACCUAUUUACCGAAUGGAUGCCCUUAGCGAAUACGCUUCCACUUAAUUAUUAAAUUCUGCUGUCGCGUCUAUUCUAUCUGUUUUUAUCUUUGUAAAUAAGUUAUAAGUUAAUUGAUAUUCCAUAUCCGUAUUUUAGCCUCUUACCGCUCGCCUGUAACAAACGUUAAAAUAAAAUAAAAUAUAACCGAACCGCGCUUAACGACCGAAUUACUACAUUUUUCUCUCUCGAAACUCCGCAAUAAUAUCCAUCACGCGUAGGUACUCGAUUUUAUAAUAUAAAAAUGUAUGGACAUCAUGACCUCGGAUUCUUAAAUUAUAUUUUACUUUAAUAAACACAUAGUAUCGUAUUCCGCGAAAAUUUUUUUAUGCAGUGUAUUCCUUGUCCGCGUGGACUAGGAGGACGCCCAAUGUUUAAGGGGUCGCGUAUAGGCAAUUUUAACGGGAGUGUCUAUAAAACGGAAUUGUUUCCUUUAUUUAAUAUUGUAUACGCAUACAUUUUUACGUUUUAUUAUUCAUUUAUUUUUUUUUUUUAUUAAUGAGUUAUGAUUCGUACAUAUCGAAAGUAGAGAAUCAUGCGCGAAGCAUGAAAUUUAAAAAGCUGUCGUGGGAUAAUUUGAACGGGUGCAGCCACUGUUGUGGGCAAUUUAAUGUAUAUCUGUAAGCAACGAUUAACCAUUGAUAGUGUUGUUUUUUCAACAAUGUAUGCAUACAUGUCAUAUUGCGAUAAAAUAAUUACAUAUACAUUGUAUAUUUUCUUUAAUAAUAUCUGUUUAAUAUCGUAUCUAUUUUUCUAUUUAUCGGAAAAACUCCGGAGGAAAUCAAAAACAUGUACCUCCCCAGUCAGAUUUCCUUUAAGAAAAAGUGCUAUAAUUGUGUUUAUUGUGCUAUUUUGUUUACGGUUAUUCCCAAUCAUUUUUAAAACACCUUGGAAAAUCGAAAAAUGACCACUUAAUGCUUUAACUUGAUAAAAUUUAAUUUCAGAAUAGACGCUACACCUCUAUACACGGGAACAAAAUUUCUUUUCGAUAAAUUGAAAAACCGACAAAAAAACAAUAAUAGUACACAUAGUAAAACCAAAAAACCGUAUAGGUGGUAAAGGUUCUUCGCAAAUUUUAGAUAUCGACCAAUUUUUACGUGUAUUUUUUAAAAUUUAAACUUCCCCGCGUCGUUGGCUCGCGGGACCUCGGCACGCGAUACGGGCCCCGGAACCCCCGUCCCACUCCCCGCGGCGUACCGUUGCGGAAUUAUAAAAAAUGCACGUAACGUUAUGUACGUCGAUAUACUAACGAAAGUGGGUGUUUUUUUUUGUUUUGUUUUUUGUUCCUGUUCGGUUUGCCGUUCGAUCGACCGCGUUCGCGUCCUCAAGAAAUACUCGGACCGCGGCGACAGCGGCGGCAAACUGCAGUGCACCAGAGUGGACGUGACGUUACCGAUGCCGCCCCCGGCCACCACGACGGACGUGACGAACUGCAUAUAACACACCGGCCGUGGUCGCCGCACCGCUACCGCCAACUGUAUUAUUCGAUAUUAUUACUAUUAUUAUUAUUACUGUAUUAUGUUAACCGCGUAACAACAAUUAUCGCGAACAAUCGUAAUAAUUUUUAUUAUUAUUAUUAUUAUUAUUAUUAUUAUUAUUAUUGUUAUGGUCCCGCGUGGUCCGCGGCCACUGCCGGUAGCAGCAGCAGCAGCAUCGAACUCGGGGUUGUUGCCCCGACGAAUCCGAAUCGACGGCGGUGACGACAUUAUGGUAAUAACACUGUUCGGUACAAAGCGAUGUUAACAUUAGAAGAUAAGACACUAGACCGGGAUCGGACAGUGACCGCUGUCUAUAAUAGGCGUACAUAACAGUCGUCCAGACAGACAGGCCCCCUGUCUGUCCCCUCGAACAGGCUGCGAACGCGGCUGGGCCGGGGCAAAAGCCGACCGGGUUCGACCCGCCUCUGAACGCCUGUAGUUGUACAAAACGUACGGUAAUUAUUGUUUAGACAUUUUAGCGUCCAGCGAGUCCGCGGCACGGACCGAAAAACUAGCGAAUCCGACUAACAAUACGAUCAAAUUAUAUAUUAUCGUAUUAGGCGCCCGUCCGCGUAUUCGAAAAAAAAAAACCGCACGUCACUUAGUUUAUACACACUGUGUUACAGCUGCAGACAGGCAACGAUACGAAACCGUAGGAGUGCGCGGACUUAGUUCGCAGGGUUAGGGGUGGAGGGCUCCGCGUAAAAAACGUCCGAACCAGCAAUGUUUCUCGUUGUGACUACACACAGUUUGUACGAUUAUUAAAUAUCUGCCUUCAAUUUGCGAUUUCACGGGGGAUUUGUAUGAAAUAUUAAAAAAUACUACUCUGCUGAUACAAAACGAAAAUAUCAAAUAGACGUUAAAAAAUAAAUCAUUAGUCGUAAUUAUAAUGAUAAUACCGAUAAGACAAAUUAUUAAAAUUCAAAUAAUUUACACUUAAAUAGACGGACAUACUUCGCACGAUGGGGAGGACACUUUUGUACGGGUGAGAAGUUGGGAAGGUAGGAUAUAGAGGGGAAUUUAAUGUAUAUCUGCACGCAACGAUUAAUCUUUGCUAAUAAAAAACGAUUCUGAGCGGAGUUUAGUUGAAUACAUGUUUUGAAAUGCCGUAAUAUUUACGAUUUUCGUCAAAAUUUAAUGCAACAUUUUUACAUUACACUCAUUUUUUUUUUUACCACAAAAUAAAACUUAUAAUGGACCUCUUGUUAAAUUUUCAAGCAUUUUUUUUUUUUUUGGUCUAACAACUUUACCUACACAGUAAAUACCAUAUAAAAAUUACGUAAAAAUUUGCAAAAUUAAAAUGUCUAUAAAUAGCUCAAAAUGGCUAAAAUAUUAAUAUUAUGAAAAUGUUACCAUGACUAGAAAAAUCAAAUAUAGGUUUUCCGUCCUAGUUUCUGCGAAUAUUUUUAACUGAAUCACAAUAAAAAAAAAUUAAAAUAAUACAUUUCGUAAAUGUUCCCAGUUAUUCCUAAGUUUUUUUCGGUUUAUUAUGAAAACCCCUGGAAAAUCAAAAAAAUGACCAGCCUAAAGAACCACCCCAAUCAAAUUUCCUUACAGAAAAGGUGCUAUACUAGAAAAUCUGAGCAAAAUUUCUGGUAAAAAAAGUCGUGAACAGAAAAAUAAAAUAAAUUAACAUCGUUUUAAAACCAAAACAUUCCUCGCUCCGCUCAAAAUCUAAAAAUGUUUAUUUACAACUCCAUAAUUCUACUCACAGGAACAAAGGUUUUGAAUAUCUAUAUAAUUAACAACUUCAUCGAUGUAAACCUUAUAGUCAAUUUCUUGCUCGAGUUGCUCGUAGGCUCCUUCAAACGAUCUUGUGUCUUGGUGCUGCGCGAUUUGGUUUUUACCAAUCGAUUAUAACAAACCCCUGCCCCUCCCACCUCCCUCAAUGCGCACACUUAUGAAUGAAAGGACAAUUGUAUUUAUAUAGAUUAUAAUUGUAUUACAAAAUUAACACUUUUUUUUUUUUUUUUCAUCAAAAAGAUUAUAAAGUAAUACUUAAGUAUUUGGAUGCUAUACGCGGAUUUGGCAUACGGCAUCGUUGUUUCAUCCCGUAUUCGUUUGCGAUACAAUUUGUACACUCGAUUACAGUAUUAUUAUCCGAAAAACUUCAGUCGAAAUUUAAGAAAUAUUUUUAUUUUUUCUCAAAACCGAGACGUUCCGGCGUUUAUUUUCGGGUAGGUACACCGGUAUAGCGGGUCGAAAGCUGGCGACGGUCCUGGUUUUCCGGGACGUAUAUGGCAACCCUAUAAGAGUGUAUAGACUGUAUGCGUCGAUAUUAUACCGAAACUGCGUUAUUGUAGGUAUUACACGGACGAGAUAGUACGAAUCGUAGAAGUAUUUUAGACAAGUGCCGUGGAUAAGGAAAAGUAUAAACAAAAAAAAUGCACGUCUCGAAUCGCAUUGUUUUCACGCGGGCCACAAGUUUAGCCCGUACAGAAAAUAAUAAUAAAUAAUAAUAUUACGAAUCGCUGUACCACUUAUAAUUAUUUCCGUCCAUACGCGUACCUAUAUCUAUAUUAAUUAUUAUAUUGCGAUUCAAAAACACAUCCGCAUUAUACGAACCCCCGAAUAAAAAUCACUAAAACUUCGGUUUCCGGGGGGGACUUUCGUUCCGAACAGAAUAUCAAUAUUGCACGGGUUCCGCCCGAGAAAUACAAUAAAAACAUUUAAACAACGUUCGGUACGUACGUACCUACCUACCUACCUACCUACCUACCUACCUACCUACCUGGGUAUAUGCUAGCCAGAAGGACGGGACAGAAUGGAGAAAUAUCGAUUAUUAAAAUAAUAUAUGCUAAACAACGCGAAUGGGUCGCAUACAUAAUAAUAAUAAUAUCGUAGGUAACGAUAAUAGUAGGUAUAAAGUGUAAGACGUUAAAACGAUAAUAAUAUAGGUACGUAAUUUCAUACGAUUUUUCAAAUGCUUUCAGAGUAGCGUUAUACCUAUUAAUAAUAUUGUGUGAACAAAAACAAAUAUAUCAAAACCACUUACCGCAUAACAAGACCUUCGCAGCAAUUCACGCAGAAAUACCUAAUAAUAUAAUAUCUAGGUACCUAUUAUUUCUCAUGGACUGGUAACUGUUUUCGAUGUUACUUAAAUCGCCUGGUAGUUUCAAAAUUUGGUUCCCGUCGAAAAAUUACAGUAGGUGUGUUCACUUUACCGAGUAUUUUUCAGUGAUUUCCAUUUCUCGAACAAAACUAGGUGUAUUAUAAUAACAGUUUCGCAUUAGUACAUUAAUACAUACGAAUUAGCCUUUUUUUUGUAAUAGUACGUAAUUUAAUUUUAAGACUAUUUUAUAAGUAGAUGACCUACUACUGAACUAUUUAUUUAGUAAUUUAAGCGUAAUUCAAGGGAUAGAUGAGAAAAUAAUAGAAAAUCUCUCCCACGUUAAUUUAAUGGUACCUAAUUAAGUGCCAUGAUUAUAAUUCUCAAAUUCUUUGUGUCAAAAUUUCAAUGUUUUUAUUCAAUCACUCGCUUUCAAUAACGAAAGAUGGAUAUUUGAAUUCAACAUGUGAUUAAGAUUAAUUAUUAAUUGUUAGUUAUUAAACUUGUUUAAAAAAAAAAAUCAUUUAUAAGUUAUAUUAAAUAACUAAAUAAAUGUAAGAAAAGUAUCAGUAUUAAAAUAUUAUACGGCUGAAUAAAUUUGUGAAUGAUAUAUUUUUUAAAUGUAAUUGUAAGACUUAACUAAUGGUUUAUAUUAAUCAUAUUAUAAUAACUGUUACCUAUGUAUACUAGUUUAAGAAGGC
Cinara cedri is the source of this 11118-nucleotide messenger RNA. The record is from the annotation of a GenBank genome assembly. Lineage: Eukaryota; Metazoa; Arthropoda; Insecta; Hemiptera; Aphididae.